Molecule: messenger RNA, 4520 nt
Organism: Rosa rugosa (rugosa rose)
Lineage: Eukaryota; Viridiplantae; Streptophyta; Magnoliopsida; Rosales; Rosaceae
Product: myosin-2
Exons: 23
Coding region: 590-3952 (1120 amino acids)
Biological process (GO): actin filament organization; vesicle transport along actin filament
Cellular component (GO): myosin complex; actin cytoskeleton; cytoplasm
Molecular function (GO): ATP binding; microfilament motor activity; actin filament binding
Source: RefSeq, a predicted model, not a curated record
UCCAAAUUUUCAUGUUUCUGAAGAGAAACCACAACAGAAGAGAAGAGAGAGAGAGAGAGAGAAGAAAGAAGAAGAAGGGGUUUCUGUCAACAACACCAGCUUUCUUUUCUUUUUUCUUCUUUAUAUUUCUCCAAUUCCAUUUUUUCGCUUCGCUGUUUUUCUCAACAAACUUAACCUCCUUCCUUUCUUUCUUCUUCUUCUUUCCAAAGCCCCUCUUCGUAACUUACGCUUUCAGUAUCAGAAUCCCCCCCCCCCUAAAACGUAAACCCCUCGAUUUCGCCAACCUAGCUUUCCAGUUGGUUUUUCUUGAUUCCAAUCGAGUAAAAAUAGCACAUUUCUUUAAGCUAAAAUUGAAGAUUGAGCUUUGGAGGAUUUGAUUUUCGGGGGGGGGGGUUUUUGUUCUGCAUGUGAGAGAUUUUGGAGGAUUCGAGAGGGGGAAUUUGAGUGGUUUUGAUCCUAGGGUUUUUCGGGUUUGUGUGUGAAUUCGCAAUGCGGGAUUAGAAUCGGUGAGGAUUGGGAGUUUGAGAGGUUGAGAUUGAGAAAUUGAGGUUUUGGAUAGAGUGAAAUCGGAAGCUGGUAGUUGUUGAAGAUGAUGGUAUCGGCGUCGCCGUCGAUGGUGGCGAGGAGCUCCUUGGAGGAAAUGCUGGAUUCGCUGCGGCGGAGGGACGAGGCUGAGAAGCCCAAGGAAUUGCCGCCGGCAUUGCCUUCCCGGCCCACUUCCAAGGCUCGGCUGCCGUCGGCGCGCCGCUCCUUGCCCAACAACUUCAAUGCCGAGACCUUAAUCCGGUCGCCGGAGUGGGCCCCCAGUGUGAACAAGAGGAAAGAGAGGGAUUCCGGGGUCAAGAGAUGUAAUAAUUUUGGUGUCAAGAAGACGGAGAAGGACGCGGUGGAGUCGCCGUACGUUGCGUCGGAGGAGCAGCUUCAGAGCCGGCAAAAGGUGGCGAAGUCCGAUUGGGGUGACAACGUUGCUUAUUUCAUCAUGAAGAAACUUAAGGUUUGGUGUCGGGGUCCUAGUGGACUAUGGGAGUCAGGAACAAUACAAUCAACGUCCGGGGAUGUGGCAUUUGUGUCACUUUCAAGUGGAAAUGUAAUCAAAGUGCCCAGGGAUGAGCUGCUACCAGCAAACCCAGAUGUUCUGGAAGGGGUGGAUGAUCUUGCACAGCUUAGCUAUUUAAAUGACCCUUCUGUUCUUUGCAAUCUUCAGUCUAGAUAUUCGCAGGACAUGAUUUAUAGCAAAGCAGGGCCAGUUUUGAUUGCAAUGAAUCCUUUCAAAGAUGUCCAAAUUUGUGGAGAUGAUUUUGUCACAGCGUAUAGGAAGAAACUUGUGGACAAACCUCAUGUUUAUGCAAUAGCAGACGCUGCUUAUAAUGAGAUGAUGAGGGAUGAUGUAAAUCAGUCCAUAAUCAUAAGUGGGGAAAGUGGAGCUGGGAAAACGGAGACAGCAAAAAUUGCAAUGCAAUACUUAGCUGCUCUUGGUGGUGGGAGUUGUGGCGUGGAACAUGCAAUCCUUCAGACCAACUGUAUACUGGAGGCAUUUGGAAAUGCAAAAUCAUCCAGAAAUGAUAACGCUAGCCGAUUUGGGAAGUUGCUUGAAAUUCAUUUUAGCUCAGUGGGAAAAAUAUGUGGUGCUGAAAUUCAAACCUUGUUUCUAGAAAAGUCAAGAGUGGCUCGACUGGAAAAUGGUGAGAGGUCGUACCAUAUCUUUUAUCAACUUUGUGCUGGUGCUCCAUCAAUGCUUAAAGAGAGGCUGAAUCUGAAAAUGGCUAGUGAUUACAAGUAUCUUAGUCAAAGUGGUUGCUUGGCAAUUGAUGGUGUAGAUGAUGCUCAGAAGUUUCACAUGCUCAUGGAAGCGUUUGCUAUUCUUCAAAUUUCUGAAGAAGAUCAACUACAGGUGUUUUCUGUGCUGGCCGCUGUGUUAUGGCUCGGAAACAUAUCAUUUCAAGUAACGGACGAUGAAAAUCGUGUGGAAGUUUUGGCUGAUGAAGCUAUAACCACUGCUUCCAGGCUGAUGGGAUGUAGUGCCCAGGAGUUGAUGCUAGCUUUAUCCACCCAUGACAAUGCUGUUGAGGAUAGUAUUGAUAAGAGAUUGACGUUGCAGCAGGCCACUGAUGCAAGGGAUGCAUUAGCAAAAUAUAUCUAUGUGAGCUUGUUUGACUGGCUUGUAGAACAAAUUAACAAGUCUCUUCAAGUGGGAAGAUGCUGUACUGGGAGAUCCAUCAGUAUACUUGAUAUAUAUGGGUUUGAGUCACUACAGAAGAACAGCUUUGAACAUAUGUGUACUAAUUAUGCAAAUGAGAGGCUGCAACAACAUUUCAAUCGCCAUUUAUUAAAGCUUGAACAGGAGGAAUGUGAAUUGGAUGGGGUUGAUUGGACUAAAGUAGAUUUUGAAGACAACCAAGAGUGCUUGGAUCUCUUUGAGAAGAAACCUUUCGGGCUACUAUCCUUGUUGGAAGAGGAAUCAAACUGCUCAAAGGCAACUGAUUUGACCAUUGCUGAUAAGUUUAAGCAGCACUUGAAUGGGAAUUCUUGCUUUAAAGCAGAGAGAGGCAGAUCUUUCAGUAUUCGUCAUCAUGCUGGAGAGGUUCUAUAUGACACAAGCGGCUUCUUGGAAAAGAACAGAGAUUCUUUGUCCUCUGUUACCAUCCAGCUCUUGUCAUCAUGCUGCAGUCAGCUUCUGCGAUUGUUUACCUCCAAAGUGCUUAAGCAAGUCCAGAAACCAGCAGCUACGUCUUGCCAGAUGAAUGCACUGGACUCUCCAAAACCAAGUGUUGGUAUUAAGUUCAAGGCCCAAUUAUUUAAACUAAUGCACCAGUUGGAGAGUAGCACACCUCAUUUUGUUCGCUGCAUAAAGCCAAAUAGUAAGCAGCUUCCUGGUGUGUAUGAAGCAGAACUUGUUUUACAACAGCUCAGGUGUUCUGGAGUUUCAGAGGUUGUUAGGAUAUCACGAUCUGGAUAUCCCACUAGAAUGACACAUCAAGAAUUUGCAGGAAGGUAUGGGUUCCUGCUUCCAAAGGCCACUGUUGCUAAGGAUCCAUUAAGUCUAUCUAUUGCUGUUCUACAACAGUUCAGUUUCCUCCCUGAAAUGUACCAAAUAGGCUAUACGAAAGUGUAUCUUCGAACAGGGCAGAUUGCUGCAUUGGAGGAUAAGAGAAGUAAAAUUCUCCGAGGAAUAAUUGGUGUUCAAAAGUAUUUCCGUGGUUACUGGGCUCGCCGUCAUUUUCAUCAAAUUAAGGAAGGAACCACAAAAUUACAAUCAAAUGCAGAUGUUCCUGGUGGAAAUGCUGGAAGGAAAGCUGAUGCUCUAAAAACUAGACGGAAAUCCAGCAGGAAGAGUUCUGAAGUGAAGGACAUGCCUUCAGAAUUAGAACAACUACGAAGGCGAGUGCUUCAGGCUGAGGCAACUCUGGAGCGAAAGGAAGAGGAAAAUGCUGAGUUGCAGGAGCAGCUACAACAGUUUGAAACAAGAUGGUCAGAUUACGAGGCAAAGAUGAAAUCAAUGCAGGAUGUCUGGCAAAAGCAGAUGGCAUCUUUGCAAGUGAGUCUUUCUGCAGCCAGAAAGAGUCUUACUUCUGACAAUACAGCUUGUCAACCUGGAAGAGUAGAUGUUUGUUCACCUCGAUAUGAUUCGGAAGAUGCGCUCUCAAUGGGAUCUCGGACUCCUGGUGCAAGCACACCUAUCAAUGGGGUAGCGCGUGAGACAAAUGGUACUUUGAAUGCUGUCGGAAAUUUGGUGAAGGAAUUUGAUCAACAGAGACAAACUUUUGAUGAUGAAGUGAAAGCUCUGAUUGAGGUAAAACCUGGGCAUCCUGAUGAAGAACUAAGGAAACUUAAACACCGGUUCGAGUCAUGGAAGAAAGAGUACAAGGCAAGAUUACGAGAGACAAAGACAAAGCUCCAUAAACAUGGGCAUUCAGAAGAGGAAAAGAGGCGAAAGAAAUGGUGGGUUAUCUAGAUUUAGAUGAUCAUCAUUGUGUGCUAUGGACCAAGAGUGAGAUACUAGGAGGAUGACUGGAGAAAGUAAAUCUCUCACUUCUCUCAUUACUAUCCCUGUUCAUAAACAUGGGCAUUCAGAGGAGGAAAAAGGCGAAGGAAAUGGCUGGGGAAUGAUAAGUGCAAGAUCAUCCUAGAAUCUAGAUUUAGAUGAUCAUCAUUGUUGUGCUAUGGACCAAGAGGGAGAUACUAAGAGGAUGACUGGUGAAAGUUAUUCACUCAGUAAUCUCUACCUCUCCUUGUUCAAGAGCUGCUCUGUUUAUACAUAUGGUAGUACAUAUUGGUGAAUCGUGGUGUGGAGUAGUUUAGGGAGAGAAAUUUGUAUAUCUACCAAAUUUUUGUGACUUGGUGGGAACAUUGAGAAGCAUGUGCAUAGCCAAUUAGGAAAUUGUUUAGUGAUUUCAGCCGCAAUUCCUUCUUUGAGUAGUUUAGGUUGUUUGUGUAUAUUCUGUUGUCAUUGUUGUAGUUUGGUACCAUGUAGAUCUUUUUACUGAAGAUGUGGAAGGUAAAUGUUGAUAGUUCCCCCUUGA